This is a messenger RNA of Echinococcus granulosus, 1629 nucleotides long. RefSeq names its product Mitogen-activated protein kinase kinase kinase. The transcript is spliced from 12 exons. Gene Ontology annotation, biological process: positive regulation of canonical NF-kappaB signal transduction; protein phosphorylation; JNK cascade. NCBI's taxonomy places the organism in Eukaryota, Metazoa, Platyhelminthes, Cestoda, Cyclophyllidea, Taeniidae. The coding region runs from base 1 to 1629 and encodes 542 amino acids. The record is from RefSeq and is a predicted model, not a curated record. Gene Ontology annotation, molecular function: MAP kinase kinase kinase activity; ATP binding; magnesium ion binding.
AUGGAUGCCGAUAGACCUGUCCCCAGAGUGUCUCAGUAUAAUCAUCUGAAGCUAUCUGACGACGAGCUUAGAUAUUGUGUGGACAAAGUUCAGUCCGUAUUUAAUAUACCCGAGGAUGAAAUUCAAAUUGAGAAAAAGAGUGUAUCAGGAGGAAGUUUUGGGGAUGUCUCAUUCGGCACAUACCGUGGAAAAAAUGUGGUGAAAAAGGACUUUAAAUUUUUCACUACGAAGAAUGAGCGCAAGUACAACUACCGCGAAACGUACACACUUGCCACCUGCAAUCACCAAAACAUCGUCAAGUUCAUUGGUGCCGGUCCUAACACGCGAAUAGCUGACGUUCGCUAUGUUGUCAUUGAGCGGGCGACAAACGCCUCCCUGGCAGAGCUCAUUGAAUCAGGUUCUGCAUACUCCAUUUGGCACGUGAUGCUCUGGAACUUGCAUCUCGCAGAUGGGUUGGCGUAUCUUCACUCUCGUCCUGAGCCAAUCAUCCAUCGGGACCUGAAACCCGCCAACAUGCUCCUCUUCGAUGGGUGCACCACCCUCAAGAUAAGCGACUUUGGUACCUCAAAGAUUAUUGAGACGGGCAAGGAGGACUUUCAGUCGCUAAAUCAGGGCUCGCGUAUCUAUAUGGCACCAGAGGUACAACAGCGCCGUGUUGGUGAAAGUUAUGCCCAAUAUACGGAGAAGGUGGAUAUAUACAGUAUGGCGGUUUCACUCUGGGAGAUGUUGACACGAAGAUUGGAGCAAAAUGUGAAUCCUCACUGCAUGAAGAUCCGUUCAUGUCCACCCUUUCUGGAAUGCCUAUUUGCUCGUGGAAUGGCAGAGGAUCCCGCUCAGCGACCAACAGCCUUACAAUUGGUUCGAUUGCUAGAUUUCAUUAUGCGUAAAGUCUGCAUGAUGAACACCUCCCAGCUAUACAUUGAUUUUGAGAGCGUUGGGAUUCCUAGUGUCUAUCAACAGGCUCCCACACAAUUUGUCGACACGAAUACCAUAAAACAGCAGGGCUCAUCAUAUUGUAGUCUGUUUGAAGAAAUGAUGACCGUGCGAGUUUCUGACCCCAGGUCAAAAGUUAUCUCUGAGAGGAGAACACCUGGCGAUGGUCAGGAGUCUCAACGUUAUGUCACCACUGACGCGGACAGGGCUGGGGGCUACUGGCAUGACUCGGAGGCGAGGCAGCUCGGCGGAGGUGCAGUGUCGGAACCCCUAAGUGGAGACAGUUUUCCGCUUGAACGUCACUGCUACCAAUUGCACGCAGAUGUAGGCAGGUGGGCGGAGUUGGGUCGUCGUACCGAAACAGGAGACACUGAAUGGCCAGCGGUUAAUUUCGGUCCGGUUUACCCUGCUGGUGGUUCAAAGCCAGAGAUGGAGUUGUACCGUAAACAUAUUGAGCUGGCGAGGAAGUAUGUCAGACUUGGCGAGGAGAUAAAACGCUUGAAUAAGCUGUGGGACGAUAGAGUGACGCGAAUUGUCUCGGAGAAGGGCAUUAACCCCAAGCAGGUUGACAAGUGGAAGGAACGCAUCAGGGAGUACUGCGACCUCUACGUCAUUUUGGCCAUGACUUGUGAUGAGUCUGCUGUUAUCGAUACUAGUGGCUUAUUUGUUAACAUUUGCUCUCCUACUGUGGAAUGA